GCAUCAGGCUCCGCAGAUUUUGGACCUCAUAACUCACCUUCAGAGCUCCAGGCAUUGAAGGUUGUUAUGAUCGCGCGCAAAUACACCGCGAUCUAACAUCAAUUUUUGAAACACAGAGAAACUGCCCCAGCACGCUCUCAAUAAACCGCCAACAUGUCGAACAAACAAGGAAAGAUGGCCGGUUACAUCAACUGGCGGAUGCGGGUUACUCUUAACGAUGGAAGGGCAAUGACCGGUCAGAUGCUUGCCUUCGACAAGCACAUGAACCUCGUACUUGCGGAUACGGAAGAGUUUCGACGCGUGAAGCGCAAGCAAAACAAGCCAUCUGCCCCUGGCGCAAGCGGUUCAGCUACCCAGACCAUCGAGUCAGAGGAGAAGCGAACGCUUGGCCUCACGAUCGUUCGAGGCGCUCAUAUUAUCUCCCUGUCCGUAGAAUCGCCUCCUCCCGCCGAUCCUAGUGCACGACUAGGCAAGAGUGCUCCUGGUGGAAUUCCUUCUGCCUUGGCCGCUGGCCCAGGGGUUGCUCGUCCUGCUGGACGAGGAGCUGCACCUCCCUCCCUCGCCGGUCCUGCCGCUGGUGUUGGUGGUGCUCCCCCGCCUGGUUUCCCUGGUUUCCCUGGUGCUCCUGGAUUUCCCGGCCGUGGUGCCCCGCCUCCUGGCUUUCCUGGAAACUUUCCUCCUCCGGCUGGUUUCCCUGGAGGCGCUCAAUUCCCUCCUCCCGGGUUCAACCCUGGUGGUCCCCCACCGCCUGGAUUCCAGCCUCCUCCCCGAAGAUAGGUUAUGUAGGCACUGGUUACUUCGGGCAAAUCUUAAUGGCCUGUGAGGAGGCAUCGAUAUCGUAACUAAGACUGAGAAUGUCUUAUCUGCUCGUCGAACCAAGACGUCAUGUUGGAAUACAUGUGGGGAUUAUGAGCUUGGCACAAAAAUGUAUGUGAAUUUCUUCAUGGCACUUUACCGUCCUCCAUCAAUGUUAACAAGCUUGCCAAGACGUUAUACGGAGCACUUGAGGCGCAUGAUGGUGUAUUGGGCUAGAAGUGAUUUGUUGUUUUAUAGGAUAAUGGCCGCUCCAAGACUAUGGGUUCGUGUUGUCAAAUCACCACAGUACAUUUCGUGUCAAUAAAUUAUGAACAAGCAUGAGAGGGAUGCCUUUGCCGGUCUGUUUUGUGUCCCUGUCACUUGUUUACACAAGCCUAGUCCUUUAUGUGCUCAAAACAACUAUGAACUACUCAACUGUGCUGGUCUGAAUGCUAUGAAGGUUGUAAUGAAGUCCAGAGUUUCGCAAGGAUGGUAGG
Molecule: messenger RNA, 1292 nt
Organism: Fusarium verticillioides 7600
Lineage: Eukaryota; Fungi; Ascomycota; Sordariomycetes; Hypocreales; Nectriaceae
Product: small nuclear ribonucleoprotein B and B'
Exons: 6
Coding region: 154-777 (207 amino acids)
Biological process (GO): mRNA splicing, via spliceosome
Cellular component (GO): U5 snRNP; U2-type prespliceosome; cytoplasm
Molecular function (GO): RNA binding
Source: RefSeq, a predicted model, not a curated record